This is a messenger RNA of Chrysoperla carnea, 1542 nucleotides long. RefSeq lists its product as uncharacterized. The record is from RefSeq and is a predicted model, not a curated record. The transcript is spliced from 3 exons. Bases 89 to 760 code for a protein of 223 amino acids. Lineage: Eukaryota; Metazoa; Arthropoda; Insecta; Neuroptera; Chrysopidae.
UUAUUAGAAUGUCAGAAGUGUCAGAAACCAUUCUGAGUGUCUCUAGAUAAAAAUGCAAUUGUGAUAUAAACAAAUUGAAUGACAAAAUAUGAGAAUUACAUUAACUAGAAUUUUAUCUACUUUUCUAAUAUCUACUGUAUUAUUAAUUUUCUGGAUUGUAUUACGAGAAACAAUCAACCAAAAUACAGGAAUUGUUCGAAUAUGUAAGCGAUCUGAAGAAUUUCAGACUGAUUUACACGACUUGGCAUUCCGAACACAUUCAAUUUUAACAAAAUUUGCCUUGACACAUUUCUUAUGCUAUGGUGCUUUAUGGGGGCAAAUCAGAUUAUCAAAAACAUUACCUUGGGAAACUGAUGUUGAAAUUUGUGUUUUAAAUGAAGAAAUAACGGCUAUAGAAGAAGCUCAAAUUUACCGAGCUUUCCAGAAAAACGGCCUAAUAAUUCAAUAUAUAUCGUCUGAUGGAGUAUAUACUAUAACGGAUCCCACAUUUGAAGAAGGAAGGAUAGAGUUAUAUGUUUUUGAACUAAAUAUUAUGACACAAAUGUAUAAACGGAUUGGUUGGAAACGAAGAGUACUUCCACCAGAUUGUAAAGCAAUGAAAUCACUAGAAUGUUUUCCACCUAGAUUAAUAAUGCCACCGCUUCCAAAAAAAGAAUUUGGUGGUUAUAUAUUUCCAGUACCAAGAGAAGGUAUUGAACUACAAAAGUAUCAUUAUGAAUUAAAUUGGUGGAAAGAGGUGAAACCAACGAAUUGUUUUUAACUUAAAAAUCAACCUACUACGUAUUUAAUAUAAGAAAAGCUUUUUACAUUUUUACAAUAAUUACCUCAUAUACCAAAGUAUUAAUAUAUUUAUUGUUUUGUUUUUCAAAUUAGUUAUUAAUCCUGAAUAGUAAUUAUGUUUUCUUUAAAAAAAAUAUAUUAGCCAUCUUUUUCUAAGAUCUUUUUUCAAAAGAAUAUGUUAUACUAAAUAUUUAAAAUACAUAUUCUCAAAAAUUUUAAUGAUUCUGAACAAAAAACAAGUUGUUAAGCGUUCGCGAGGUAACUUUUUUUUCGUUAAUUGAUAUAACUUGAGUGUAUUUAAUCCAAAAUUUAUAAAGGUUAAAAAUAUUAACAGGGCAGAGCCAUGAGCAUUGACAUGUGAGAGAGUUCUAUAAACCAAAUAACCCACGGGCGAGCAAAUAUUUUAAAUAUGAAAGUAGACUAUUGCUGUAUCUCGAAAAUAAAAUUAAAGAAACGAAUUCACUCAUUGCCACUUUUUGGUACGAAAUUAAGCAGGUAAAUUUUUUUUUCCCUGUACUUACUUCGGACUCUAUUAACUAUUCGGAAUUUUGUCAGUGGUAACGCCUAUAGUUCCAGGAAGUAAUUGUCAAAAAAUGUAAAUAUUUUGAUACGUACGGGUUACGCAAUCAUUUGGAUAACAUCGCCACUACAACGGUACUAAAAAUAACUUCAAUAAUCACACCUACCUAACAUAGCUAAUAAGUAUAUGACUUACCUACGUGAAUCUGGGUGGUUUAUCAUGUUAUAUUUGAAUAAUUCCAA